GUCCUCGAUGAUUUUCUGGGGUAGAAACAAGCCGACGAGGAGGUCGUUCCAACAAAGAAGUUUGCAGGAAAAAGGUGGUCCCAGUCAAGAACACCGUUUUAUGAAGCGAACGACCGAGCGCUUCUAUCUGCUUUUUUUUGCCACGGUGUUGUUGCUUUUACGCGUAAAAUGAAGCCAUCAACUUGUUGCAAUUGACUUGAAACGUUAUCAGAGCCAUAAGGGAGCAGUAUGCCGUUUUAUCAUCUGGAUUCAACUUUGAAAAAUCCGAACCAAAAAAAACUGAGACAACAGCUGAGAGUGGGGUGAGGAGGAGGUUGGCUUUGGCAAGUUGUGGACUUCUGCCUUGUAACUCCCGCUGUCGUAUGUUGCUAGCUAACUUGCUAAUUAGCUAACUUUGAUAUAAGAAUUGCCCCAUUUCAUCAGUCUACUACAGUGUGGUGAGGUCUGUUUUCUGAGUGGUCUGCCACAGUGAUUGGUUCAGUGGGCCACUGCAGCAUUUCCUCAAGAACAUUGGCUGCCUCCUGUGGCUUGAUGCUUUUCAGUGCUUGGAUGUUGCGUGGGCGAUGAGGAUGUCCUGCUGGUCCCAGUGGGACAGGAUUGUGAUGUGAUGGGGUGCAGGACGAGCAAGGUCCUCCCUGAGCCACCUGGAGAUGUCCAGCUAGACUUGGUCAAAAAGGUGGAUCCCCUCCAGACCGACAUCUACAAACAUUUCAUCCGAGGCGACGGCAGUGGGAGUAAAAUGAGAGGGGAGAAAACAGGCUCUCCCCCGCCCCAGGCAGCAUUCUCAGCCGCCCAGGCACCCACAAAUACAGGCCAACCAGAGGCCUCUGACCCACGCAGAAACAAGGUAGCCAAGUACAGAGCUAAGUUUGACCCACGGGUCACAGCCAAAUAUGACAUUAAGGCGCUGAUAGGCCGAGGUAGCUUCAGCCGGGUGGUGCGAGUGGAGCAUAAGAGCACGCGGCAGCCCUACGCCAUCAAGAUGAUAGAGACGCGCUACAGAGAGGGACGUGAGGUAUGUGAGUCAGAGCUGUGUGUCCUGCGGCGUGUACGCCACACCAACAUUAUCCAGCUGAUGGAGGUGUUUGAGACAGCUGAGCGAGUUUACAUGGUGAUGGAGCUGGCUACAGGGGGAGAGCUUUUUGACCGUAUCAUUGCCCGUGGCUCUUUCACAGAGCGUGAUGCUACACGUGUCCUACAGAUGGUACUGGAUGGGGUCAAGUAUCUACAUACACUUGGCAUCACCCACCGUGACCUCAAGCCUGAGAACCUGCUCUACUAUCACCCCGGUGCAGACUCUAAGAUUAUGGUCACUGACUUUGGGCUGGCCAGCACUCGUAAGAAGGGUGAUGAGUGCUUGAUGAAGACCACUUGUGGGACACCAGAGUACAUUGCCCCAGAGAUCCUGGUACGAAAGCCAUACACCAAUGCUGUGGAUAUGUGGGCUCUAGGGGUCAUCUCCUACAUUCUGCUGAGUGGAACCAUGCCCUUUGAGGAUGACAACCGCAUGCGCCUCUACCGUCAGAUCCUCAAGGGGAAGUACAGCUUUUCUGGGGAGCCAUGGCCCAGUGUGUCCAACCUGGCAAAGGACUUCAUCGACCGUGUGCUGACUGUUGACUCCAGUGAGAGGUUAACAGCAGGCCAGGCUCUGAAGCACCCCUGGAUCGUCAGCAUGGCCGCGUCAUCCUCCAUGAAGAACCUGCAGCGCUCUAUCUCCCAAAACCUCCUGAAGAGGGCCUCAUCACGCUGUCACAGCACCAAGUCUGCCCAGUCCACACGCUCCAGCCGCUCCACCAAGUCCAACAAGGCUCGUCGUGCUCGGGAGAAAGAGCUGCGUGAGCUCAACCGCCGCUACCAACAACAAUACAAUGGCUGAGUAAUAGUUAUGUGGGUUGCAAUGUUGAAAUUCAUGUUGUGUGUCUCAUUGAGACCACAAGCAGGGACUUACCAGCAGCUGCCUGGAACAGCAAUUCAGCUCCUAGGCCAUAGUGCCACUGGGGCAGCAAGAAAAACAUCCUCAUAUUUCACCCUUUUUUCCUAGAUUCCUAUUCCCUAAUGUUUCUUUCCUGUGUCUCACAUUUUAUUUAUUGUUGAUUUAUAUUGUUUCCGUGGAAAUGGUCACUUGAAGCUGCCCAUCUAAACGGAUCUGUUGAACAACAUUCUAGGAAUUAAGUUUUAGGAAGGGGUGUUAAAAUGCUGUUCCUGCACUCGUUCUUGAUUAUUUGCUGUGAAUUCAUGGUACAAGAACAGUGGGUCACUUGCUUUGGUGGAGAUACACUACAUGACCAAAAGUAUGUGGACACCUGCUCGUUGAACAUCUCAUUCCAAAAUCAUGGGCAUUAAUAUGGAGUUGGUCCCCCUUUUCGGCUAUAAACCCUCUUCUGGGUAGGCUUUCCACUAGAUCCAUUCAGCUACAAGGGCAUUAGUGAGGUCGGGUACUGUCGGCGUUCCAAUUAAUCUGAAAGGUGUUCGAUGGGGUUGAGGUCAGGACUUUGUGCAGGCCAGUCAAAUUCUUCCACACCAAUCUCGACAAACAAUUUCUGUAUGGACCUCGCUUUGUGCACGGGGGCAUUGUCAUGCUGAAACAGGAAAGGGCCUUCCCCAAACUGUUGUCACAAAGUUGGAGGCACCGAAUCGUCUAGAAUGGCAUUGUAUGCUGUAGCGUUAAGAUUUCCCUUCACUGGAACUAAGAGGCCUAGCCCGAACCAUGAAAAACAUCCCAGACCAUUAUUUAUCCUCCACCUGACUUUACAGUUGGCACUAUGCAUUGGGGCAGCUAGUGUUCUCCUGGCAUCCACCAAACCCAGAUUUGUCCUUUAGACUGCGAGAUGGUGAAGCGUGAUUCAUCACUCCAGAGAAUGUGGUUCCACUGCUCCAGGGUCCAAUUGCGGCGAGCUUUACACCACUCCAGCCAACGCUUGGCAUUGCGCAUGAUGAUCUUAGGCUUGUGCGGCUGCUCGUCCAUGGAAAGCCAUUUCAUGAAGCUCCUGACUAACAGUUCUUGUGCUGACGUUGCUUCCAGAGGUAGUUUGGAACUCUAGUGAGUGUUGCAACUGAGGACAGACGAUUUUUAUGCACUAUGCGGUUCCAUUCUAUAAGCUUGUGUGGCCUACCACUUCGCAGCUGAGCCGUUGUUGCUUCUAGAAGUUUUCACUUCACAAUAGCAGCACUUACAGUUGACCGGGGCAGCUCUAGCAGAGCAGAAAUCUGAUGUACUGACUUGUUGGAAAGGUGGCAUCUUAUGACAGUGCCACAUUGAAAGUAAUUUAGCGCUUCAGUACGGGCCAUUCUACUCCCAAUGUUUGUGUAUGGAGAUUAUGUCUGUGUGCUUGAUUUUAUACAGCUGUCAGCAAUGGGUGUGGCUGAAAUGGCCAAAUCCACUAAUUUGAAGGGAUGUCCACAUACUUCUGGUCAUGUAGUGAAUAUAUCCUGAGAUACGGAGUAUUUUUUUUUUUAUACUUUGUGCUAAAACACAAGUAUGUCAGAAGCAAGGUUUCCAUCCAAUUGACUACAGAUUUUCUUGUGAAUAUAUAUAUAGAUUUUCUUGUGUAUAUGUAUAUAUAUAUGUGUAUAUAUAUAUAUAUAUAUAUAUAAGAAUGAAAAACAAUCAGAGAUGUGUUUCCGGGAAAUGAACUUUUUUGCGGAUGAAAGGCUUUGCUUGAUGAUGUAGUGUUUAUAAAAAUAACUUUUGCGGUUAAAUUCCCAAAUUACAAAAAUAUAAGUUAAAUGGGUUUCCAUCGCAUUUUCAACUCGGAUUGUUUUGCCACAAAAAAAUUUGCGUUAUAUAGCGGAUGUGCCCACUCUGAUACAGUGCAGGUAAAGCCUACAUGAUGAGAUUAUUAUGGCCAUCAUGUCACCAGAAUAAGACCCUCAAUAUUUAUUGGAAAUGAGAUUCAAACUCAUCACCUUGCACUUUCACCACCCUGUGAAGUUCAUCAUAAUUUAUUUCAUCUGUAGCAUAAUAAACUGCAUGGUUUCCCGAGUUGUAGUGGGAGAACCAUACAUGUCAUCACUUGACUCCAAGUUUACUUCGAUAUGAUGGUUAUUCUAUCACUAUUUGCGCAUAAAAGCAUUUCCACCUACAUUUCUCUGAUAAUUAAUUUUACUGACACAAAAAUAUCCCACCAUGUGUAGCACAUAUUGUUUUGUCGACAUUUGGAAAGUACUGAAAAAUGUGCUGUUUCCAUCAGGCCAGUCAUGACUUAAAAAAAAAAAAGCAGGUUGGAUGGAAACCUGGUUAAUGAAGGCCAAAAUAAACAUUUAUUUAUUUAAUUUUGGUUUAGAAGUCUAGUAUAUCCAAUAUUAUUGUAUUCUGACCAGUUGCUUUCAUGAUUUGAAAAUUAAGUAUUUUUCUAUCCGGGAUUCCGUUUUUAUAACCUGUUAAUGUAGGAGUUGUUUCUAUUCAUUUUGGGAUUAUUUUUUAACUGUGAUCUUGAAAGACUAUGGGAGGUUGACUGGAAACUCUAAAUAAGGAAAGAUGAGCCAGCGCUUUUGCAUAGUUGUCAUUGUGGGGACUGGGGACUUAUUCGGAUCGAGGCCUGUCCUGUCUCUGCACUUUCCUGGUCCUGCUACACAGUCUGAGAUGGACAGCCCUGUUGUAAUGAAGGAUACACGUCAAGGGAUGUGUAAUUUAACAAAUUGAUGGAGAAUCGAUCCAAUAGAUCGCUAACUGAUGGAGAACUGGUUGAUGGCUCAGUAUUAAUUUAGUUUGUUAUAUCAAAUGUCUUUCCAAUUUGUUCUGAUUAGUUUAGACAUGUCAUGUUUGUUUUGUAUUUUUUCCCAUAAUUGUCAUUGACCAAACCGUAUAGUUAGUAGGUUGACAACAUUUGUAAUAUUGUGGAUGCUUUGCCAGUCAGAGCUCACAGACAGCUAUUGGGAGAGACCAAUUUAAAUCUGGCACUUGUUCUCUAUUGUCAAGUCUUUUAAAAAUCAAGAAUAAUUGCCAUAAAAUAUGCUUAAAAACAAAUCUGGAGUGUUGUGAUGACGUAUCUUACAUUGUUCUUUCAAAUAAGUAUCUUCAAUAAUUCCACGUUUUAUUUUUAGCGUACUUUGUUAUAGCCUGUGAAUGCACUUAUUUUAAUUUUAUUCGAGGGAUGGAUCAAGAACCUGAUCACAUUUAACUGAUUGUUUCUAGCACUUCAUUUUGAGGGGUCAUUUAAGUGUUUUGAAGGGCUUCAAAAGCAACUGUGUGUUUAAAAAAAAAAAUAUUAAUAAUUAUACCUCUUAGUUAUUGUGUUGACAGGAUGUAGGUUUUAUGUCUUCAUUAAAACUGCUCUUGUUAGAUAAUUUUGUGUUUACCUUUUUGUACUCCCCAAACAGAACAACCAUUUAUAAGCAAUUGGUAUGAUGUGGUCAUAUGUACGUUUAAGUAAUUUGUGGUGAGAAGCGCUGGUAUUUUGAGGUACAUUUUUUAUAAGAUACUGGAAAUUCAACAGAGCCGUAUCAGCUGACCUCAGUCUCUCUUUUGGAAUUUCUAUAAUGUUACAUUAUGCUCUAUCUACACUGUCGGUCCUACUGCUGUUAUUUGUUUUGUAAAUCGUUGCACACAGUCAAGUGCAGUGGUGUCCCCCCCUAUCCACAUAGUUCACGUGGUCACCUGUUGACGUAAUGGUAACUCAAUUUUAAUAGCAUCUCUUCGUCACAUGAAGUACCUGACAUUUGUAUUGUUGUCAUUUAUGUGCAUGUUUCUGUAAGUAGACACUUUUUUUAGUUCAACUCUGUGUGUGUCAUGAAACAUACAGUGCAUUUGGAAAGUUCAGACCCCUUGACUUUUUAUGUUACAGGCUUUUUCUGAAAUGGAUUAAAUACAUUUCUUCCCUCAUCACUCUACACACAAUACCCCAUAAUGACAAAGUGAAACGUUUUUAUUUUAUUUUUAUUUUUUGUUUGCAAAUGUAUGAAAAGUAAAAAACAGAUUACUUAUGAAAAUACGUUUUCAGAACCUUUGCUAUGAGACAUGAAGUUGAGCUCAGGAGCAUUCUUUUUUUCAUUCGUCAUCCUUGGUGUUUCUACAACUUGAUUAGAGUCCAUCUGUGGUAAAUUCAAUUGAUUAGACAUGAUUUGCAAAGGCACACACCUGUCUACAUAAGGUCCCACAAUUAACAGUGCAUGUCAGAGCAAAAACCAAGCCCGAGAUCGAAGGAAUUGUCCGUAGAGCUCCGAGACGGGAUUGUGUCGAGGCGUAGAUCUGGGGAAGGGUACCAAAAAAUGUCUGCAGCAUUGAAGGUCCCCAAGAACACAGUGGCCUCCAUCAUACUUAAAUGGAAGAAGUUUGGAACCACUAAGACUCUUCCUAGAGCUGGCCAAAUGGAGCAAUAUGGGGAGAAGGGCCUUGGUCAGGGAGGUGACCAAGAACCUGAUGGUCACUCUGACAGAGCUCCAGAGUUCCUCUGUGGAGAUGGGAAAACCUUCAAGAAGGACAAACCAUAUCUGCAGCACUCCACCAAUCAGGCCUUUAUGGUAGAGUGGCCAGACGGAAGCCACUCCUCAGUAAAAGGCACAUGACAGCCUGCUUGGAGUUUGCCAAAAGGCACCUAAAGGACUCUCAGACCAUGAGAAACAAGAUUCUCUGGUCUGAUGAAACCAAGAUGGCCAACUCUUUGGCCUGAAUACCAAGCGUCAAGUCUGGAGGAAACCUGGCACCAUCCCUACAGUGAAGCAUGGUGUCAGCAUCAUGCUGUGGAGAUGUUUUUCAGCAGCAGACUAGUCAGGAUCGAGGGAAAGAUGAACGGAGCAAAGGACAGAGAGAGCCUUGAUGAAAACCUGUUCCAGAGUGCUCAGCCCCAGUAUGAGAUCCUAAGGUUAACCUUCCAACAGGACAACGACCCUAAGCAUACAGCCAAGACAACGCAAGAUUCGGAACAAGUCUCUGAAUGUCCUUGAGUGGCCCAGCCAGAGCCCGGACUUGAACUCGAUUGAACAUCUUUGUAGAGACCUGAAAAUAGCUGUGCAGCAAUGUUCCCCAUCCACCCUAACAGGGCUCUGCAGAUAAGAAUUGGAGAAACUCCCCAAAUACAAGUGUGCCAAGCGUGUAGCGUCAUACUCAAGGCUGUAAUUUCUGCCAAAGGUGCUUCAACAAAAUAACGGGUCUGAAUAGUUAUGUAAAUGUAAUAUUUCUGUUUUGCUAACAUUGAAUUUUUAUAUAUAUAUUUUGAAAGUUUGGCUUUGUCAUUAUGGGGUACUGUGUGUAGAUAGAUGAAGAAAAAACGAUUUAAUCCAUUUUAGAAUAAGGCUGUAAUGUGAAAAAAGUCUAGGGGUCUGAAUACUUUCCGAAUGCACUGUACAUCUAUCUGUAACAUGCAUUUCCACCCCACAGAACUAAUAAUGCCAUGGUUUCAGUCACUUGUUGAUUUGGUUUUUGGAACACCACUGUCUUACAUAAAAAAAAAAUUUAAGGUUUGGUUUUAAUGCACAUUUGAGAUUCUAAAUUCUCUGAACAUAACAAAAACACAAUUGCUGGACCAAAAGAGUAAUAAAUAAAAAACAUGUUGAAAUGAAGCAAAGGUUUAAAAAUAAAACACAAUUGUAAAGUGUGCAAUGUGUGCCAGGUCAAUGAAUAAGUAAAUAGUAUUUGCAAGCGAUUUUGCAGAAUGUGAACAUUUUCCUAAAGCGUUUCCUUUCACAUUUUCUAUAUGUACUAUACAUGUAUAAAUGUUGUUGACCGUUUUCUGAAGUAGCCAAUUCAACACUGUCUUCUGAGUACAAUUGUUUUAUGAUUUUGAAUAUUCUUGUUCAUUUGUGUGUUUAAAUGAGUGAUAACAUCAUAUUGAUUAUUCUACAUUAACUAAUGGUGAACUGGUUCAAUAAGUCAUGUUUUAUGCAAAUGUGCCAAAUAAACUCGAACCUGACUACCUUU
Oncorhynchus kisutch (coho salmon) is the source of this 7855-nucleotide messenger RNA. RefSeq names its product serine/threonine-protein kinase H1 homolog. Lineage: Eukaryota; Metazoa; Chordata; Actinopteri; Salmoniformes; Salmonidae. Gene Ontology annotation, biological process: protein phosphorylation. The record is from RefSeq and is a predicted model, not a curated record. Gene Ontology annotation, molecular function: ATP binding; protein kinase activity. The transcript is spliced from 3 exons. The coding region runs from base 608 to 1876 and encodes 422 amino acids.